AUGUACGGGAAUGUCGGUCUCCAGACCGCUCGAGGAAGUGGCACGAACGGUUAUGUUACCAAAAACUCGGCUCACCUUCGUAUCAGAGAAGGUCCCCCUGGCGGUCCAUUCGGCGGCUUCAACCGCGACGACGACCUUCACAAAGCCCCCAUCUACCGUGCCCCAGACCAGGGUAUCCUCGAGCACGAGCGCAAACGCCGCAUCGAGGUCAAGGUGAUGGAGUUGCGUGACGGGUUGGAGGAAGCUGGCAAGGAUGAGGACGAGAUUGAUGAGGAAUGCGACAAGUUGCGCCAAAGAUUGAACUUGGUGAAGGAGCAGAAUACUGGAAAGGGAAAGAGCUCGCAUUCGAUGGCUGCUGCCAAGGAGGUGGAGAUGAGCCGUCUUGGAAGGGCACUCGGAGUCAGGAAAGACCAUGUCGAAGGAGAGGCUUUCAAGAUCGAGACCCCGGAAGAAAAGGCGGAGAGGCUCGCGAGAAGGGAGGAGAAUGAGAGAAUGAGGAUUGAGGCUGCGUUGAAGCGAGAGAAGGAGGACGAGGAGAGGAAGAAGGCAUGGGAGGAGAAGGAGAAGCUAAGGAGGCGAGAAGAGUAUAGGAGGAAACAAGAAGCUCUGAAUCCUCCCAAGCGAGGCCGCUCCCCGUCCGCCCCUCCUAGACGCCGUCGCUCUCCCUCCGACUCUCGUUCUCGCUCCCCCGUCCGCCGCCGCCGUUCCCCAAGCUACUCCCGUUCCCCAUCCCCUCCCCCACGCCGCAGAGCAAGGUACAGCGACUCUCCCCCCCAUGGCGGCGCCGACUCGCGUCCACCUUCGCCCCAGCUCAGAGGCAGAAGGUACAGUGACUCUCGAAGUCGGAGCCCGGUGAGGAGAUAUGACUCUAGAGAUGACUCGAGAGGGAGGAGUUAUACGCGGUCGCUUUCGCCGGUAGGAAAGAGGAGGAGGUAUGCGAGUGAUUCGAGGAGUCCUAGCCCUCCACCCAGAAGAGGAAGGGCCGCGAGCGAGGACAGUUUCAAGUCUCGAAGUGAGAGGAGCUUGACGCCAGAAGUAUCCAGGGAGAGGGUUGACAACACCAGGAAGAGGUUGUAA
Cryptococcus wingfieldii CBS 7118 is the source of this 1077-nucleotide messenger RNA. Its product is annotated as pre-mRNA-splicing factor CWC21. The record is from RefSeq and is a predicted model, not a curated record. The transcript has 3 exons. NCBI's taxonomy places the organism in Eukaryota, Fungi, Basidiomycota, Tremellomycetes, Tremellales, Cryptococcaceae. The coding region runs from base 1 to 1077 and encodes 358 amino acids.